CCGGAAGCGCAGUCCAUGGAGAGAUGGCAGCCGGCGGCGGUCUGAGCCGCUCGGAGCGCAAGGCGGCAGAGAGGGUCCGGAGACUGCGGGAGGAGCAGCAGCGGGAACGCCUCCGUCAGGUGUCGCGCAUCCUGAGGAAGGCGGCGGCCGAGCGCAGCGCCGAGGAGGGCCGGCUACUGGCCGAGAGCGAGGACCUGGUGACUGAGCUUCAGGGCCGGAGCCGGCGGCGUGAGGGUCUCAAGCGGCGGCAGGAGGAGGUGUGCGAUGACCCGGAGGAGUUGCGGAGGAAGGUCCGGGAGCUGGCCGGCGCCGUACGGAACGCCAAAUACUUGGUGGUCUACACAGGCGCGGGGAUCAGCACGGCAGCCUCUAUCCCAGAUUACCGGGGCCCUAACGGAGUGUGGACGCUGCUGCAGAAAGGGAGAAGUGUGAGUGCUGCUGACCUGAGUGAGGCAGAGCCUACCCUCACACACAUGAGCAUCGCCCGUUUGCAUGAGCAAAAGCUGGUGCGGCAUGUGGUGUCCCAGAACUGCGACGGGCUCCACCUAAGGAGCGGGCUGCCACGCACGGCCAUCUCAGAGCUCCAUGGGAACAUGUAUAUCGAAGUCUGCACCUCCUGCAUCCCCAACAGGGAGUAUGUACGCAUGUUUGAUGUGACAGAGCGCACCGCCCUCCACCGACACCAGACAGGCCGGACCUGCCACAAGUGUGGGGCUCAGCUCCGGGACACGAUUGUGCACUUUGGGGAGAGAGGGACGUUGGGGCAGCCUCUGAACUGGGAGGCGGCAACUGAGGCUGCCAGCAAAGCAGAUACAAUCCUGUGUUUGGGAUCCAGCUUAAAGGUUCUAAAGAAGUAUCCCCGCCUCUGGUGCAUGACCAAGCCCCCCAGCCGGCGGCCCAAGCUGUACAUUGUGAACUUGCAGUGGACCCCGAAGGAUGACUGGGCUGCCCUGAAGCUUCAUGGGAAGUGUGAUGAUGUAAUGCAGCUUCUUAUGGAUGAGCUGGGCCUGCAGAUCCCCCUCUACUACAGGUGGCAGGACCCCAUCUUCUCCCUGGCGACCCCCCUGCGUGCUGGUGAAGAAAAUAGCCACAGUCGGAAGUCACUGUGCAGAAGCAGAGAGGAGGCCCCGUCUGGGGAUCGGGGUGCCCCCCUCAGUUCAGCCCCUAUCUUAGGGGGCUGGUUUGGCAGGGGCUGUGCAAAACGUGCAAAAAGGAAGAAAGCAACAUAACCUGGUGUUGAUGAAGAGCAAUUGGCACUUUGCAGGUGGUUGGAAGGAACUCUUGUUCAGGGGCCAGUGUCACUGUGAAGGCCAGGUUGCCCCCAUGGAGUCUAGUGAACUCUUGGAGGUGACACUUCACAGUGACUUUUUUAGCCAUUUGUCCUUGUGGGAAGCCCCCUUGCACUGCUGUGGUUGCCCCCAAUACGGGCUUGACCAUUGAGGACACCUCCCUCCUAACUGCCUCCAUACAAAGAGGUGGCAACAAGGCCUUUGUGUGAGCACAGCUUGGGUCUGUCCUGGGUCUGGCCAGCAGAGGAGUCCACUGCUGCUUUACCUCACUUACCAGGCUAUUCUCAGGGCCUCUCCUAUUUCUACUACUUCUUACUAAAAAGUGUUAACUUUAUAGAAACCUUUUUCUGUGUUGGGUAUGCGGCAACGGGGUGGUUCUGAGCCUUGGCUCUGAGCAGACCUUCUUAUUCUUAUUAAAUAUCUCUACACCGUCCUCGUGUCCGAAUGACUGCUGUUCUGCUCAUCGAGUGGCCAGUGCGCGGGCUCACUGAGUCUAAGACCAAGCCACGCAGGCCUUGCUUAAAACUCCCGUGGUUGGUACGGUCCCCAAG
Messenger RNA from Castor canadensis (American beaver), 1840 nucleotides. It is a transcript of the gene Sirt7, whose product is annotated as sirtuin 7. The record is from RefSeq and is a predicted model, not a curated record. Gene Ontology annotation, molecular function: histone H3K18 deacetylase activity, NAD-dependent; NAD+ binding. Gene Ontology annotation, cellular component: chromatin; nucleus. NCBI's taxonomy places the organism in Eukaryota, Metazoa, Chordata, Mammalia, Rodentia, Castoridae.